AACACAACGCGUUUAGUUUAGUGAGACAGUAACUGUAAAAAUAAACUGUAAUGCUGAAAUUUCGCAUCUCAAAGUCAGCUAAAGCGGAGAGUCUUAAGGAUGAAAAAACGCAGCUCGACGAUAAACAAUUGGUGCAACUCAUACGUGCAACACCCGCGCGCAGUUCGCUCAUUUUGGCGCUCAGCUGCAAUCAGCCAGCUGAGCGUUGCAGCAGGUGCGGCAGUUUUAAUGAAAAAAUUACAACUAAGAAAACAAAAGCAACAAACACAGCAGUAGUACGCAGCAUUAGUGCCUUAACCGAUUCGACAUUCAAUAACAGCACGCACAGUUUUAUUGGUCUCAACAGUGCUGUUUAA
Molecule: messenger RNA, 356 nt
Organism: Bactrocera latifrons
Lineage: Eukaryota; Metazoa; Arthropoda; Insecta; Diptera; Tephritidae
Exons: 4
Coding region: 51-356 (101 amino acids)
Source: RefSeq, a predicted model, not a curated record